CGGGGCGUUCGCGGCUCGCGCGGUCGUGGGCCGGGCCGCUGGCGGGCUCGGGUGCUCGGAGCUUUCCCCGCGCUGCCGCCCGGCCCUUCCCUCUGCUGCUGCAAGCGUUUUCCGGCUUGUGGAAAACGUGCAGCAAACAUGAAAUUCCCUUGGCCACUUCCAGGCGCGCAGCCAGCGGCUCCCGGCCCUUCCCCGCCGGACCCUCGCCCGGAAGAAUCCCGAGGCCUUCGUCCCGGCGGCGAUGCUGCCCCGGCGGCCGCUCGCGUGGCUCGCGUGGGCUUUCCGGGGUCCCCCGGGACCGCGCGGGGCCUGCGCCCCCGGAGCCGCGGGUGCUUGGGGUAGGCGGGUUGGUCCCCGGGCCCGCAGGGGCUGCUGCACCGCCCCCGGGACCCCGGAGGUGCAGCUGACCCAGGAGCGCUACCCCGUGCGGCGCCUGCCGUUCUCCACCGUGUCUGAGCAAGACCUGGCCGCCUUUGAGCGCAUCGUGCCCGGCGGGGUCGUCACGGACCCGGAGGCGCUGCAGGCCCCCAACGUAGACUGGCUGCGGACGCUGCGAGGCUGUAGCAAGGUACUGCUGAGGCCGCGGACGUCGGAGGAGGUGUCCCGUAUCCUCAGGCACUGCCACGAGAGGAACCUGGCUGUGAACCCACAGGGGGGCAACACAGGCAUGGUGGGUGGCAGCGUCCCCGUCUUUGACGAGAUCAUCCUCUCCACUGCCCUCAUGAACCGGGUCCUCAGCUUCCACAGCGUGUCCGGAAUUCUGGUUUGCCAGGCGGGCUGCGUCCUGGAGGAGCUGAGCCGGUAUGUGGAGGAGCAGGACUUCAUCAUGCCGCUGGACUUAGGGGCCAAGGGCAGCUGCCACAUCGGGGGAAACGUGGCCACCAACGCCGGGGGCCUGCGGCUUCUUCGAUAUGGCUCACUGCGUGGGACUGUGCUAGGCCUGGAAGCGGUGCUGGCUGAUGGCACAGUCCUGGACUGCCUGACCUCCCUGAGGAAGGACAACACGGGCUAUGACCUGAAGCAGCUGUUCAUCGGGUCGGAGGGCACUUUGGGGGUCAUCACUGCAGUGUCCAUCCUGUGUCCACCCAAGCCCAGGGCUGUGAACGUGGCUUUCCUUGGCUGCCCAGGCUUCACUGAGGUUCUACAGACCUUCAGCACCUGCAAGGGGAUGCUGGGCGAGAUCCUGUCCGCAUUCGAGUUCAUGGACGCUGAGUGCAUGCAGCUGGUCGGCUGCCAUCUCAACCUGGCCAGCCCUGUGCAAGAGAGUCCCUUUUACGUCCUCAUCGAGACUUCAGGCUCCAACGCAGGCCACGAUGCGGAGAAGUUGGGCAGCUUCCUGGAGCACUCGCUGGGCUCUGGCCUGGUGACGGACGGGACCAUGGCCACCGACCAGAGGAAAGUCAAGGAGACGGUAACCUGCACCUCAACGUGACGGCGGAGGCCUUCAGCCCAUCGCUCCUGGGCGCCCUGGAGCCUCACGUGUAUGAGUGGACAGCCAGGCAGCAGGGCAGCGUCAGCGCGGAGCAUGGCGUGGGCUUCAGGAAGAGGGACGUGCUGGGCUACAGCAAGCCACACGAGGCCCUGCAGCUCAUGCAGCAGCUCAAGGCCCUGCUGGACCCCAAGGGCAUCCUCAACCCCUACAAGAUGCUGCCCAGCCAGGCCUGACGGCCGCUCCUAUCACUGCCAAGGACCGCUGGGGGUCAGCGAUGGCCCACAGGGCGGGAGUGUUGUGCUGGCUCUGAGUGAUGAGCUGGCAGCGGGCAGGGGACCGUGGCCGUCACUGGGAACUGCAAGAGCAGGCCCUCUGCAGGAGUGUCUGGCAGAGCUGGGGGUGGGGCAGACUCCCCCCUUUGCAGGCAGGGCGAGGUGAGGUGUCUGCUGCCGUCCUGACCGGUCGGUGGCGUCAGCUUUGCCCCUGUGGAAGCGGAACUGGGUCUCUCUUGCCUGGUUGGGGGUCUCUGCCUCUGCCUUGCUUGCCGAAACCCUGAGGCACUGGGUGGUGGUUCUGCCGUUUGCUGCUGGUGGGGAGUGGGGGCUGUGGGCAGGGCCACGUAGGCCAUGACCCUGGGUUGCCGAGAUGACCCAGGGGCUGAGGCUGUGCUGAAUGGAUCCGGGUCCCACAGGCCGUGGGUGCCCUUGGGAAGGGUGGUGGUGGCUGGUGUCUGGGCCCGAGUGACAGGAAUGUGUCAUUUCCUCCGUCUUCUAGAGGGCCUGCCGGCUGGGAAGACAGUUACCAGGGCGAGCUUUGCUCUGAUCUCAGGUUCUGCUUCUGCAGAGGGUGUGCAGUGAGUGAGGCCACUGUGGAGCGCUCCUGCCGGUCAGCAGCCCUGGGCAGCCAGUGGGCUGUGCGACCCACUUGGGGGCACCUCUGUGCCUGUCGUGAACGUCCAGUAAAAAUCUGAAUUGGCUGCAACCUUC
Sapajus apella (tufted capuchin) is the source of this 2418-nucleotide messenger RNA. It is a transcript of the gene D2HGDH, whose product is annotated as D-2-hydroxyglutarate dehydrogenase. The transcript has 8 exons. Gene Ontology annotation, cellular component: mitochondrion. Bases 242 to 1432 code for a protein of 396 amino acids. The record is from RefSeq and is a predicted model, not a curated record. Lineage: Eukaryota; Metazoa; Chordata; Mammalia; Primates; Cebidae. Gene Ontology annotation, molecular function: FAD binding; catalytic activity.